This is a messenger RNA of Drosophila takahashii, 205 nucleotides long. RefSeq lists its product as uncharacterized. The record is from RefSeq and is a predicted model, not a curated record. Lineage: Eukaryota; Metazoa; Arthropoda; Insecta; Diptera; Drosophilidae.
GCUCUAAGAUGUGCUGCAAUCCCGGAGGCUGCUGCAAUCUGCCCACUUGCAUCCAGUGCACCAACUUCUGUUUCAAUUGCUGGACUGGAACUGCUGCAGUGCCAUGUUGCCGAAGAAGCUGUAUUCCGGGAUGCUGUGGCAGUCCUGGGUGCCGCUGUUAAAAAACAAUAUAAAUUCUAAAAUAUAAAAAAUGGUUUAUAUUGUA